Messenger RNA from Athalia rosae (coleseed sawfly), 1993 nucleotides. RefSeq lists its product as uncharacterized. Bases 233 to 1828 code for a protein of 531 amino acids. The record is from RefSeq and is a predicted model, not a curated record. NCBI's taxonomy places the organism in Eukaryota, Metazoa, Arthropoda, Insecta, Hymenoptera, Athaliidae. The transcript has 9 exons. Gene Ontology annotation, cellular component: plasma membrane.
CUCGAAUUGCGUGCGAGAUAGCAUUACUCGUGUGUUCUGGAAGCGAAUGUCUUUUUUCCCAGCUUUCCGAAGAUUAAACAAACCAAGAUGAUCGCACAGCACUCAGUUCUUCGAACAGUCUCGCGAGCCAACUCAGCCGGAAUCAAAGGUUUGGAAAAAUUGUUCACAAUCUUGAGAAUAAUCACCGUACGACAUAUCAUAAAAUUGGAUUCCCAGAUCGGGUUGAUCUACGAUGUGGUAUUCAACGUUGGAAAUUUUAUUGGUAGCUUCAUGCGUCUUUGAUUAUACCGCUCAAGCUCACUGGCAUAAUGGGCGCAACGGACCAUUUUACGGUGUCAGAAUUACAGCACCGUCAAACGUAUGGUCAGAUCACUUACAAGAACAAUAUAAUCAACACAUGCAAGCCUUACAAAAACACAACACUGAAUUAUUCGAUCGCUUGACGAAUCGUAUGGGGACUCGUACGUCUUCUCAGCAACCGUGCACACCCGGAAAUUCCGAAAGUCGUCUUGAUAAAAUCGAGAAUAGUUUAUCAAGAAUCGAACAGCUUAUUUCGCAGAGCAAUGAAAAUCUAGCGACAGUUUUAGAGAAACGACUGGAAGCACGGUUGGAUAGAAUCGUCGAAGAAAUCGGUGAGGUCAGCAACCAUCUGAAAAAAACUUCGUCACCCACCGUCUCUACUCCAGCGAUUUCGGAAACAGAAUUUUCGUUGAAGCUGAAUGCAAUCGAAGAUCGAUUGAAGGAACAAGUUGGCCGAAUAGAACUCAAGGUGGACGCAAUGGCUUUGAUGAAUGUACAAGAAGCUUCGUCGCAGACCGAGAAAUUAAAAUCUGUAUCGACGACGGUAAAGGACGUCAGCGAUAGAUUAGAAGAUGUCGAAGAUUCGCUGAAGAAACUUCACUUGACCGCAGAAAACUCGACGGCUUGUAGUGAAGCAAUUUCGCAAGGUCAACAGAGCACACUUGGCGACGUCAGAGAAGUCACGACAAGCGUAGAGAAUCUGGUUCGAAACAUAUCAACGCUAUACGAUGACAAGAUUUUGCACAACCAGACUCUAGCCGUUUUACGAGAAGCUCACAAUGCGCUAGAAGUUAAAGUUAAGCUCACGAUCAGUGGGAUGAUGAGUCAAGUUACCGCAAACGAAAAGGAAAUGAAGAAAAGCGUUGAAGCAUUGAGAUCCGAUCUAGCCAGUAAAACAGACUGUGAUAAUGUGAACAGAGAGUUACGUAAAAUCUCUGAUACACAAGUGGCCACGGUUUCGGCCAUUGCCAACGUACUCAACGCCACCGACAAAAUCGGAGUGGAAGUCCAGCAGAGAUUCGUAGAAUUUGGUGAAACGAUCGACAAUCAGACCGCCAACGCUGGACUAACAUUUGAUCGCAUUGCAGGGGAAAUUAUGAGUAACCAUAAUCAAGCGCUUGCCAAUUCGGAAAACGUUACGUUACAUGAGUUACAGAAGGCCAUGUCUCCGAUGAUUGCGAUCCAACAAAAAAUAACGUCAACUGCUGGGACGCUGGACGAGUUGCAUGACCAAAGCGGUGUUUGUAUCAACGGUGUGACGUCUGCACUGAGAGCGAUAACAUCCCAGGAGAAUGCUAGAAAAGAGCGAGAGCGUGAGAUCGAUUCCAAUUUGAGCUCAAUGUUGGAAAGUGUUGCCGUCGUGACCCAGGAAUUUGAUCACAUAAAAACGGGGCUGGACGCCGCAAUGGAAAGCAUAAAAGCGUCGUUAGAAGAAAUGCAAAAAAAGACGAAUGAGCUAUUGAGCGACCCAGUAAAGUGUGAGGCUCAGCCGGAUAGAAUCCACAUUGCUGACAUCCAUGCGGUAUAGUCUUUUAUUUUGACGUAUUCAUGAUUCACGGUCUUCGAUGAUACCUGUACCGUUUACCCUAUAUCCCGUUGGUGGGAGAAAUGGGAAACAAAUACCUAUGACCCACCCGCCAUGUUCGAUUUCUGUUUGUUCAAAGUUUCCGCAAUAAAAAACAAUCUCCGAAAA